Messenger RNA from Exophiala aquamarina CBS 119918, 1482 nucleotides. RefSeq lists its product as uncharacterized. The coding region runs from base 1 to 1482 and encodes 493 amino acids. NCBI's taxonomy places the organism in Eukaryota, Fungi, Ascomycota, Eurotiomycetes, Chaetothyriales, Herpotrichiellaceae. The transcript has 2 exons. The record is from RefSeq and is a predicted model, not a curated record.
AUGCCCUCUUCUUUUUCUUCGUCGAAGCCUGACGCCUCUUCCUACCCAUUCUCCCUCCCUGGCCUGCUGCCUUUCUUCUGCAUACCCAGUACUGUUCGGUGCUCCUUUCGAUCAACAACUUCUGCUUUUCAACUUAUCUCUUUUCCAAAAAUUUCCUACCCAAUCACCCCAUUCUCGAGCCGCAGCUCUUCUCCGGCCUCGUCGAUCCUCCACGCUCACGGUCAUACGCACACGCACAAAUUCCCACCCGCCAACGCCCUCUACCAACUAGUCGGGAAAUCCAACUUCCAGCUUUGGCUCUCGGCCAUCAAACCAUAUCUAUUCUCGAACAUCGAAUCCACUGGCUUAAUCCUCGGUGGGUGGACCGAGCCAAAGCCUGGGCCCACCUCACGUUCUCAACCGACUACCCCUUCCACCAAUGAGAGGUCAACAACCAGUACAAGCGAACAUUGGGAUCGAGAGCGAUGGACAGCAGCCAAUACUGAGACAUGCCGCUUCAUUCGUGGCACACUGGCCAUCAAUGUUCUCCCGCAUGUCCGCCAGCACCACACAGCCAAAGCCCUCUGGCACAACCUUCUCUGGCUAUAUGGAGAGCAGGCCGGAAUCGAUACGCAAGGUGGCCCCCCUGUCACGGUUUCUGGACCAUUCGGAAGUGCAAAUAGCAACGGCAAUGGAAAUCUUGUGGCACGGAACGGGCAAGGAGGAAGUGAUGGUAGGGCAACACUCCUGCCAGCGUUGGCGGUGAGGAAUAGCGCUUCUGUCGAUUUUGAUCUCGACGUGAAUAUCGCAACGCCUAUUUCGUCCACUUCGGGGACGAAGCUUCCGCCUGUCACCAAAGCCUUCGGCGAAGCAUCCUCGUCAAGACCAUAUGGUACGUUUCUCGAAGUGCGGCCUCUCGAUGGACUUGAGGAACGAAAUGAACAAGACGCCUUUGAAGAAGGAGAAGAUAUCGAGGACCACAUCGUCGACACUCCCAGCAAAAUUCCCGUUUCCAGCAAAGCUGCGAUUCCGACUCCCGUCAUCGUCACAAUUACAGACUCCAUGACCCUGUCUCGGAUGGGAAAAAGCCAAGGAAAAGAGACCAGCACUCCUCUCGUACAGACCAACUCGCAGCAGCUUCCCCCAAGGCUACCAACUUCAGUGCCUCACGUCAAAGACAACGCUACCACCAACCUCUGGACGGUCCACGAAGACGAAGAAGUCGUCCACCCAGGCCGCCGCGUCGACCUAAGCGACAGCUCAGUCCUGAUCCGCCGCCACCACCACCACUGUUCAGUCUCGAUUUUGCAUCGACCAGUCCCUUCUCGUGAGCGAGGUGUCACGAAGAAAGACGAAGACGAAGACGAAGAGAAAAAGACCGAUUUCAUCACCGACGGCCCGAGAGGCAAUGCGAAAAUUGCGAAGAAGAGGCUGGCCGCAGCAGUUGGUGGAUUCAAGCGCAUCUUCAUCGUCGACAGCCCAGGUUCCAGCACGGACGAGUGA